AUUGAGUAUUUUCCAUUGUUCAGAAUUGUUGUGGAGAUAAAGUGUGAUUUUGUGUGUAAAUAUUCAUGGAAGGAUUAAUAUGGUGAAUGUUAAAGAAAUAUAGCCAAAAGGUUGUAAUCAUUUAUAAAAAGAUUGUGAACUUCAUCUUAAAAAGUCUUAAGACUUGUUAAGUUAAUUGAUGAACAUGAUCAUGAUUCGUGCUUUGUGCUGAGUUUUAUAAAUGUUUGUGAACUUGGGUUUUUGUGGAAUACUCAUUUAAGAAUAUUUAUGGUGUUGACUAUUAAUGGUCAUUACAGGAUUAUUAAAAUAGUUAUCAAAGACUGAUAUUGUACAUGAGCCUUGAAUUAAAGCAAACUUAUUCUCUUUGAUGAUGCUACUUCAACUUUUAACCCUGUUUAUGUGUAUGGAAAGAUAAAUAUUCAAAUCAUUUAGCUGAAUCAUAUCAUUGUGACAUUUGACAACAGACCACUAUCAGGGCAAACAAGAAACUAAUGUCAAAAAUAUAGUGUUUUCCAAUAAAUUGUUUUGUAAAUUGUUUAUUAAAUGUACGCAGAUUUCAUAAUUAUACAUCCAAAGUUUAAUUAAAUCAGCGUCACUGUUUGAUCAGUCUAGUUGAUGAGACACCGUUGACAGUGGUGAUCGUAUUGAAACGUGCCCCGGGGCCCCAAACUGGGUAAUAAUCAUGAAUUCAAUCUAUCAUUUAAAGUGGUCGAACAGUUAUAGCUACAAACUAACCUAGAAUACACAAUUUAUAUGUGCUGCAAAUUAUAGGAAAGGCUUUGACGCUUUUACACAGUAAUGUUGCACUAGAUUGAAAUGGAAAUUAGCUGUCAGUGUUUGUGGUUAUAGUGUUGAAAAGGUCACGGAUAAUUAUAGAACUGGCGAUAUUGUAAUUCAGAGGUGAAGAUACUGGCUGAAUGCUCCUUGGUGCUUGGAUACGCUGAAAUGGACUGCUUUUUGGUCACAAUUGUAAAUGAGGUCAGAUUACGUGACCGGGAAAAUGUGUAAAACAUAGUUGAAAAAAAGUGAUUAAAACGCGACCUUGAUAAGAAAAGUGGUGUAUAUAUUUAUAUGUGAUUGCAUUGCAUGAUCAGUAGGAUUACUGUGCUCAUUGAACAGGAUAUGAAUUUAGCGAUGCACAAGCGAUAACCAUUGAAAAUAAAUUGUUGUAGUUUGAAGUCAGAAAUUACUCAUCUUUAUGUUUAACCAUACAAAGAAAAUGGAGGGUGGUAAAGUUCAAAUUAGCGGCGACUAUGUCCCUCAAAAAAUGGCGAUCCUACAUGGAUAUAUUUAAUUUCUCACAUGGAAGUAAAGACAGUGAAAUGGAUAGCGGAAUAUCUAGUCGAUUUGCUGAAAUCUCGCAGUCACAUGCAGGAACAUUGCUAAGAAAAAAACGGCUGGGCAGUUUGACCAAGGACAAGCCAGAUGACCAGGUGACCUCCCCAAAUAGAGAUACUACUGAGCCCACAAGUCCCUUGUUACAGCGUGUGGCGAUAAUACAGAAAGAUGAGAAGGGUUACGGUCUCACAGUCAGUGGCGAUAACCCCGUGUAUGUGGCCAGCGUCAAACCAGGUGGGGCUGCAGCGAAGGCUGGCGUGCAGAUGGGGGAUAAAAUCAUAAAGGUUAACGGAAAGCUUGUGAUCAAUUCCAACCACCCGGAGGUUGUCAAGCUCAUCAAAUCUGGUUCAUACGUGGCGUUAACGUUACUGGGGAAGCCAUCCACGUCACAACCCAGCCACUCUCGGGAGUCACUCAUAGAGCAUCGAGAACAUCCAAAUAGGGACUCCAUAUCCAUACCGCAACCUGUUGAUGCCCAAAAGGACAGGGAGUUACAGCAACAGAAAUUGAAGACUCUUAAUGCCAUGUAUGAUGCCACCCAUGAGGGGUAUGAGAAAUUGCGUAAGUCCUGCAAGGCGAACCCAGGUGACGCCAAACUCCAGGAACAGUUUAGGGACAAGGAGAGAACGUUAAAGACACUGGAGGCUCAGAUCAAUGCAUUGUCUGGGAAUGAUACACAGCUGCCACCCACCAUAAGUGUAGAUAGUUCAGAACAGAUGACCACAGAUUCGGGGCCAAGCGGGCUCUCCAAGAAAGAUCGGAAACACAUGCAGCACAGCUCGAGCCCGGGGUCCAUGUUUCAGCCAAAAGAUUCACAACAGAAAGGGGCCAAUGUCUUUCGAUCUAAGUCUGAUGUCUCCUCACGAAAAACUGGCCUCUCUGAAUAUAUGUUUGCCCCUCAGGCAUACAAACGCACCGAAUCUAGCCCUGAGCGCACUGAGUCUUUUAGACGAAGACUCAUGAAGCCUAAAAUGACAAUCAGGAAGACUGCGUCAGUGCCUUACUCUGUGUCUGAUGUGGGCUCGGAUUCCCCUUGCACUAGCCCCAGUUCAUCCCCCACCCCAACACAGAACCCAGAUAUAGACCCCGUAACAGCCGACUCUGGAAUAGAGGACGGCAGCCAGAAUUCUAUAGUUAUGAUGCGCCCUAGCCCCACGACACAGAUCAUAGGAGCCGAGGACGACGAUUUCGCCUCCGAGGAUGAAUGUUUUGAGGGAGAUCGGCGUUCGAAGCCACCGUCAUCACCUUUCUUCUUUAAAAAACAUCAGCAGUUUGAGGUGGGCGACAAUCGUAUAUUUGCGGACAUGCAGACGCUGGAGAAGCAUGCGGCGCACAUGGCGGUGUUUCUUCACUGGGUGAUAUCGUUCCACAACCCCGCCCCAAUCCUCUUCUACACGCUGUCUGGUAUCUAUAGCAGCGCCCAGGGCGGCGCCAAAGACCUGAAGAAGUGGGCCUACGAGAUACACUCAACAUUCAUAAUUCACAUGGCACCAUUAAAGGUGAACACAGUACCAGACUAUGUUAUUGAAGAGAUAGAUAAAUCGCUGAUGUACCGUGCAGAACGUGAGGAGACAGUUCUCCGAGCCAUCUUUGACAAGGCUCGGGAAUCGACCGAGGACACAAUACAUAAACUACUGGAUGAUCUCAGGAAAAGGAAGGAGCAAGGUUUGUUAGAGGGGGCUCCUGAGCUGAAGGACAGUAUGGACAGAAAUGAGGAGAUGAAAGUUGUAGACAAAUACUUGGUUCCUGACCUGGAAAAGUCGCUACAAAUAGAGGAUGAUGAGAAGCACAUAGCGCAGACUUGGGCACUCGCCACAUUCCUCCGUAACACUGGGCACAGUAAAGCCCACACUAGCCUGCUGGAACGCACCCUCUCUUUUGUUUCCAAGGACCGGUCGCGCAGCUCUAAACUCAGCUUUAGCAGCAGGGAUAGCAAGAAAAAGACACAUAAAGGUCACAACUUUGUGUUGACGCACCUGACAAAGCAGGAGUUCUGUCUCACAUGCAAUAAAGUACUGUGGGGCGUGGGACCGCAGGGAUACCAGUGCCAGACGUGCGACCAAUGUGUUCACAAGACAUGCGUGGAGGAUCUGAGUGAAUCAUGUAGCAAAAAAGACAAGAAGAAUCGCUCAUCCAUGGUUAAUCCCUUCAACAAGAAACUUCCACCCACCCCAGGCAGUGCAAUUAAGUCGGCAUUCUCUGACUUUAUAGCCACAGCGAGUCAGGUGCUGCCCGAUAUGGACCAGCUGAGUCACCAGAGUAGCCCUGGCCCAUUAGUAAACACACUGCAGGGGCCUGUAGAUCAAGACUUGUCCGCAUUUAAAGAGCAAGGCCACUCUGUGAACAAGCUGGUCACCAGAUUCGAGAACAGAAGUCCGGACCCGGAAACCUCUGGAAAGUAUAUAAAGAAAUCAGGCCCAGCGAAUGAUUUUACAACAACCAGACACAAUAGAAAAAAUGCCAUGUCGUCUCCAAGACAGAACCGCAGGAUCAGCUUGAACACCCCCAGCUCGCUGUCUCUUCCGGCGGGAACUAGACUCAUGAAGAAAAACUCCGAUGUCCAGAGGUCUGAGAGCAUGAAGGGCCGGGAUGACUUGGCUCAAAAGCUUUGGCGCCGCUCAUACACGGGAGAUUCGAAUAUUGAAGAUGCCCCUGUGCCUGUUCGGUCAUCAGGAUCGUUCAGUCACUCACUCAGGUCUCAAGAGAGCCCGAGUAACUCAAUGGACACAUUGACGGCUCAGAUACAGGAAGACUCCGACUUUGAGGUGGAGGCAGAGUUACCCUCCCUGAAACAAGUGCUCGGUGAGGACACAGUACGCAAACUGAAACCAAAGGAGAAGAAACGCCAGGAUGUCAUCAAUGAGCUGUUUUACACGGAGAAGUGCCAUGUUCGUAAUCUGAAGAUUUUGGACAAGCUGUUCUAUCAGCCUAUGAAACAUGAGCAAUCCAUUAGUCUAGAAUUCACUAAGAGUCUCUUUCCUAACUUGGAAACCAUGAUUCAACUUCAUGGUGCCCUUAACAAAUCUAUGAAGGAACGGCGCAAGGAAAAGUCUGUAGUCACAGCAGUAGGAGAUCUCCUUUUACAAAGGUUUGAUAAUCAUGAGGGUGAGAACUUCAAGCACGGGUGUGCGGUGUUCUGUCGUAACCAGUCACACAUGCUUGAACAACUCAAGCUACGCCUCCGCAAGGAAACCAAAACAGCUCAACUACUAGCCGAUGCUGAGAACAACCCUCUGUGUCAGCGACUGGCCCUGAGAGACAUCAUUCCCAAACAGUUUAUGCGUCUCACUAAAUACCCACUCCUCAUCGAGAACCUCAUGAAAUAUACUUCACCCAACACAGAUGAGUAUCGUAACCUCGAGUUAUCGCUAAAGUGCAGCAAGCGAAUCCUCACACAUGUAAAUCAGGAGGUCAAAGUCUGCGAGAAUCGGCAGCGACUGGUGGAGCUUCAUCGACGUAUUGACAAGAAGUCCAUCGAUAACUCUUCGGAGGCUGAUGAACUUAGGGAGUUGGAUAUUAGAUCACAUAACCUUGUACAUGAUGGACCUUUAAUAUGGAAUAUAAACAACAGAAAACAGAUCGAAGUGCAUUUAGUGUUGUUGGAAAAGGCCAUGGUGAUCUUACAAAAACAGGAAGACAGACUAGUGUUAAAAUUACAAAAUACCCAGCUCGUAGCGGGUCGAACUGAAGCUAAAAAACACAGCCCACUCUUAUGGUUGAACAAUGUGUUAGCUAGGAAUGACGCUACGGAUAAAAAAGCAUUCUUUGUGGUGAACACUUCUAAAGCAGGACCACAGAUCUACAAGCUGUUGGCAGGCACAGCGGAGGAGCAGAGAAUAUGGACAAAGUAUAUCACUCAAGCAUCAGAAGCCCAAAAGCGUGCGGAGAUCAACAAGAAUAAAGCCCCUGUGCAGGAACAGACAACUCCAACAGAGACUAUUGUAGAAAGCCAAGUUGCCCAGGAGGAAAGGGGUGAGAUCCAGGACCUUGACGCGGACAACAUCGUCCACCCUGAGGACAUCACAUUCAACGCCCCCGACAUUAACACUGCUGUUCAAGUCAUCACACCUCUCGAGAAGCUGCGACAGAAUGAUGAGAACCUGGCCAUGGUGCUGGAGGAGAGACAGGGGCUGAUAGCAGAAAUCCUCAACAUUCCCCAAACAGAAGUAGCCAACAAGGUGCAGGAUGUGGUUGAGGAGGGAGAAGGGGAGCCCAACGACCUGAUAGCGGCAUGCCAGCACCAGACCACGGAGAUUUUUGACCUCAUGAAGGACUCACCUACCCCACUCGCCGUCACAGAAUCUGGCGAGAGGAUCGAGUCUGUAGAAGACCUAACAUUGCCCAUUCCCAUGGACAAACUUCGGGACAUGGCCAACCGCAUGAACCAGAUACUCACAAACCUACUGGCACAAACUCGAGCAACAGCCAAUCCCAUGUCAGCAUCAAUGUCUCAGGCUGCAGUCAACAGUCAGAAUGAGGAGCGUGAUAGAUUGAGACGGGAGUUGAAGUUUGCACAGGAGGAGUUAAACCGUCUCCGUCGGAUACAGAAGAUCCAGAUGGAGGCCCAGCAGGAGGGUGGGGAUGCAAGCCUCGUGGGGAUCAGUGUAGCGGCCGUCACAGGCAGUGGAGAAAAAGCUGAGAGGCCCGCCAGUCUCGUGUCUGAGGCAUCCACGGUGUCAGAGUCGGAGGACAGCAAGACAGACAGUGAGCAGGCGGAGGACCCGAUCAUUGUUGAAGUUGCAGAAGACAACAUGCCUGGUCUUCCAAUAGAUCCAGAAGAGACAGGGCCCCUAAAUGAAACACCUCCUGGAGGGUCAGAUAGUUUAGUGGAUGACACCGAGAUAGACUAUGAGGAAAAUGCGGGGGCUGAGGUGUACAAAUAUGAUGAUGCUGAGCAACUAGAUGAGGCUCUUCAUGAGGUUGAACCUCCUGAUGAAGACCAUCUGGAAGAUUUGGACACACCAGUUGUUGAAAUUCAAGGCCCAGAAAGUGAUCUAAAUGAUGAUGAUGAUAAUCAUGAAGAUGAUGAAGAAACUGAGUCGGAACAAGAUGUAGAUGCGGAAAUUGAUGAAGGAAAGGCUGAAGAUGAGGAUGAUACUGAAGGUGAUAGUGGAACUGACACAGUGAAUGCAGGAACAGCAGAGAGUGGAAACAGUGAUGAAGCUGUGCUAGAUAGACUUACAGGAGAGCCAGAGGGGACAGAGGGGGAUAGUGUUGAUGGUGAUGGUAGUAAGAGAGAUAGUGGGGAGGUGUAUCAUGAUGCCGAAGACAAUAGUGGUGAUGACCCCGCAGCUGAACAGACUGAUAACAUUGGAGAAGACCCAGGUGGAACUAGUAAAGGGCAGAAUAGUGAAAUUAAUGAAUCUAGUAUAGGUGAUAAUGUGGAUAAAAGUGAAAAGGAUCAGUGUGGACAGAUGGCGAGUACAAAUGAUGAGGAAAAUGAAUCAACUAGCAGUGAACUGCAUUCAAAUAAUAAUGAAAAAGAUGUGACAGAUAAACAAGCGCAAGAUUCUGGUGAUCAAAUACAAACUGAUGCUAGUGUUAAUAGUGUAAAUGAUAAGAGUGAACCGGUCUGAAGACAACUAGUUAAUAAUUGGACAAUGUUAGAAAUACAUGUAUGAAUCUACACUGUAGAAUCAGCAGUAUUGCUUAAGAGAAAGGAAACGAAGAAGAUGAAAGAAACAUCCUCUGUGUGGAUUUGAAAGACAAACAUAUCUUUAUCUGGCUAUAAUGGGUUAGACGAGUAGUUUAAAGUGGUCUAAUGUAUAAAAGAUUAUAAACAAGUUAUUAUGUAGAACAGAGUAUAUGCUACAUAUGUUUUCCAAAAUAUUUAAAGGGCAGAUACUAAUUAUUUUUCAUUUUUCUAUACACUUAUAUAUAGCCUAGCAUUUGCCAUUUUAUAGCUAGAAUGGAAUUGUAACUCACCACCGUUGUUUAUAUUGUCCGGUAUGAUGAUGUUUCAUAUGAGAAACAAUUGAAGUUAAAAUACUUCUACACUUUAACGGGAGAAAACAAAUUGUACAACACACUUUUUUAUUUCCACGAGGAGAAACAACUAAAGUUACUGCAUAAUUGGCUAUGAAGCUAGUGAAACAAAACAUGUCCCUGUUUUUUCAUCAUCCAAAAUUGUGAUUUUGUGACAUUGUGCCAUUUUCUUGUUGUUUGUUUUCUACUUGUACCUGAUCUUUCCUGUGCUAGUCUGUAUUUCUGCUUUAUGGUUUUUUGUGGAAAUUUUCUGCAAAACAUUUUUUCUGCACCCGUUUAACAAACUGAAUAUGUCAUCUCUGUACUGUUUAUAAUUAGGAAAUGUUUUAUUUUUUUGUCAUGGCCAUCUGGUCGGUAAUGCUCCUCUGUUUCGAUGAAAAGAGAUACUUUUUUCCCAGCUAUGUGUGAUCCACUACUUGAUAACUGCUUGAACAGAUUCUUAUGAUGGCAAUAAAAAGCAUUUCGAGAUUUGAAAAAGUUGUUAGUGACAUUAGAUAAAAGAACUGAUCGACGGUAUUCGUUUUCACUUCAUGAUUGACUCCUACUUAUCACAAAACUGUUCUGGUCUCUCAUUGUGUGGCACAAGGCAAAGUACAGCUGUGGUGAUUUUCUUACAUUGAUAUUUGUAUAUAGGAAUAUGUCUGUAUAUACAGUAAAUAUGUAUGUGUAGAUAGGAUAUGUGUAUAGAAAUGUAUAGAAGUUUUCUUUGUUGCAAUAUGUACUGAACAAGAUGGAAAUACCUGAGGUCAAGGUCACAGCAUGAUGAUUUCUAAACCACUAAUACCAGUUACCGUUACUUUACUAUGUACAGAAUGAAGUCUUUCAUGUUCACUUAUAUGUAUAUUGCCUUUAUUACUAAAUAUAAAGAUACAUUGAAACUGUUAUCAAAAACAUUGUUUUUGGAAUAAAAUUUACUAAGAAGAUGUCUGCAAAUAUAAUCCUUCAAUCAUUGAACAAACUUUGGUAGGUUCAUUCAACAUUAACCCAAACUUGAAAAAUGUGUUGGCUGUUUAAGGUUCCACAUUUUGAUAUAAAAUGUUUAGUAUUUCAAUGACCUUGACCUAGAUAUGACCAUUGUAUGACUGUAUUUUGUUAUAUAUAUAUAUAUAUUUACACAAUUGUUUCCCUGCAAUCAGGGAUUGUUAGACAUAGUGCUUUAUUCAUCAUGCGCGCAUUGUUCCUAUAAAAUGUGCGCAUUGUUUAUACAUGUUUAUAUAUAAAAAUACAUAUAUAUAUACAUAUUUAGAUAAACAUGUAUGUUAUGUGUGUACAUUUACAUAAACAUGUAUAUAUGUGCACAUGUUUUAUAUGUGUGUUCAUGUUUACAUAUGUGUACAUGUAUAUACAUGUAUGUGUACAUGUAUGUAUACGUUUACAUAUGUGUACAUGUGUAUAUACAUGUAUGUGUAAAUACAUGUAUGUGUAUGUUAACAUCAGCAGCACAUUGGUGCAUCAUGUCUUCAUUUCUGUUCCUGGUUUACAUGAAAAUUAAAGCACCAAUGUUCAAACAUACGCUGUGUAAUCACAUGGUGACACAUGAAACAUAUGUGUACACAUGUAGACAAACACUGUGUAAACACAGCUUAUAUACUCACCAUUACAACAUUUCUGUGAUUGUGUUCAACUGUACAUACUACCUUAAGUCAUUGUUAGGGGAAAGAUUUUGAAAGUGAAUCUUAUUUAGGGGUUCAUCCCUUGGUAGAAACACUGAACGUCAAGUGGAAAAUAGUCCUAGAAUUAUGUAUUGAAUUAUGUAGAAAUAUGAAAAGCUUUUUAACAUUUACAAAAGUUUAACAAAUUUUGUAUGUAUUUACUUUAAUAUUUGGUUAUUAUGAUUGGUUAUUUAAUUCAUAAAUCUUGCAGUACUUCCAAUACUAAGAUUACUUCAUAAAUGAGAGUUAAAGCUAUAGAUUCUAAAUACAUAAAUUUUUAAAUGAAAAUCUUGUGUUAAUGUUUAUAGACUACAUAUAUAUUCAGAACUAACUACAGAUAUUCGUAUAUUUGUUUAAUAAAUAGGAUAUGGGAAUUUUUGGUUGCAUGUUUUAAAUUUACGAAAUGGAGAAAGUCCAUCGAAUCUACAUGUGGUAAAGGUUCAUAUAUUACUUUGCGUGUUUACCACUCACAUACUUGUGCUAUAUUUGCUAAAUUCUAUUGAAAAAGCAGUCAAAUAAAUUAUCAAUGUUUGAAUAAUCACUGGUUAUUCCCCUUUCUGAAUAAUGUGCAAUAGUUAUUCCAGUUUGACUUUUCUUCUUUGUUGAAAUUUUUGAGCCAAGAAGUUAUAUACAAGUACAUUAGCAAUUUCGUUAUUAUAGUUUUUUACGAGUUAUUUAUCAAGAAACGAAUAGUCUGAAUGAGUCAUUUCUUAUACUAUUAUUUAAGUGUGUGCAUGUUAAAAAUAACAGGAUUUUCCAGUUUAUAUCUUUUAUUGUUGUUGUUACUGACUUUUGUUAAGGUCAUAUCUUUGUUAAGUCUCCUAAUUUUGAGAGUUUUUUCUAGAUAUUUGUAAAGAGUGAGGCCGCUAUGCCUGACGCUGUGUAUGUUGUUAUAUUCUAUCAUUAUGUUGUAUAGUAUAGCCUGAAGUUAUAUUUAAAGUCGCUGUGUCGAUUCUCUAUAUCUUAAUUCUAAUGCAACAAUCUAUUGAUUAUUGCUUUAAUAAAAUGAUAAAUAAAUAAUAUCAUUUCA
Messenger RNA from Mya arenaria, 10005 nucleotides. RefSeq names its product rho guanine nucleotide exchange factor 12-like. The coding region runs from base 1254 to 6914 and encodes 1886 amino acids. Lineage: Eukaryota; Metazoa; Mollusca; Bivalvia; Myida; Myidae. Gene Ontology annotation, molecular function: guanyl-nucleotide exchange factor activity; G protein-coupled receptor binding. Gene Ontology annotation, cellular component: cytoplasm. The transcript is spliced from 44 exons. Gene Ontology annotation, biological process: intracellular signal transduction; G protein-coupled receptor signaling pathway. The record is from RefSeq and is a predicted model, not a curated record.